Pectinophora gossypiella (pink bollworm) is the source of this 1308-nucleotide messenger RNA. Its product is annotated as gelsolin-like. NCBI's taxonomy places the organism in Eukaryota, Metazoa, Arthropoda, Insecta, Lepidoptera, Gelechiidae. Gene Ontology annotation, biological process: actin polymerization or depolymerization; barbed-end actin filament capping; actin filament severing. Gene Ontology annotation, molecular function: phosphatidylinositol-4,5-bisphosphate binding; actin filament binding. Bases 162 to 1211 code for a protein of 349 amino acids. Gene Ontology annotation, cellular component: actin cytoskeleton; cytoplasm. The transcript is spliced from 11 exons. The record is from RefSeq and is a predicted model, not a curated record.
AAGUAAACCGCGUAGCGCGUCAAAACAUUAUUUUUAUGAACGUAACUUCAGUAACUCACGAACUGUCGUAUCAGAUAGACGUAUCCAAACAAAGGUGUUUGUUUAGUGAUAAUUUAGUUUGACUAGUGUUGUUUUAGUGCAUUUAAAGAGACAGAUAAAGAAUGGCUGCGCUCCACGAAGCAUUUACAAAAGCUGGAGAAAAAGAAGGAUUGGAGAUAUGGAGAAUCGAGGAUUUCGAGCCGGUGCCAGUGCCAAAGAAUCAAUAUAACAACUUUUACUCCGGAGAUUCUUACAUAGUUCUCAAGACGACGGAAAUAAAGAACCGAAUGAUCUGGGAUAUUCACUUCUGGCUGGGGGCUUCCACCAGCCAGGAUGAAGCGGGCGCAGCGGCCAUCUUGACUGUCAAUCUGGAUGACUUCAAGUUCCAAGGGGCGGCUGUGCAGCACCGCGAGCAGCAGGGAUACGAGUCACAGCAGUUCCUACAUUAUUUCCAGCCAGCGAUCAGGUAUCUGGAUGGUGGCCACGCUUCUGGAUUCAGUCACGUGACCAUAAACGCUGGCUCCGAGAAGAGGCUCUUCCAGAUCAAGGGCAAGAAACAUGUCCGAGUGAGACAGGUGGAACCGAAGAUCUCAUCAAUGAACAAAGGGGACUGUUUCAUCCUGGACAUUGAGCACACGAUAUACUUGUACGUGGGCGAGAAGGCUGGCCAGAUGGAGAAGAUGAAGGCCAUAUCAGUCGCCAACACCAUCCGUGACCAGGACCACAACGGGCGAGGCAGCGUCGAGAUCAUUGAUCCGUACUCCAGCGAAAAAGACUUCGAGACAUUCUUCGAGGCUCUUGGCUCCGGAGACAGAGCAUCCGUGCCUGAAGACACUGAGGGUGGUGAUGACGAGGAGUUCGAGCGAAAGGCGGAGGCGUCUCUGAGCGAGGUGUCAGACAGUUCUGGGCAAGUGAAGAUAUCACCGCUUCCCAAACCGUACUCGCAAGGACAACUCAAGUCAGAGGAGUGCUACAUCUUGGAUCUUGGUAGGAGCGGUAUCUACGUGUGGGUGGGAAGCAAGUCCAAUGAAAAGGAGAAGUCAGAAGCGAUGAAGAAAGCCCAGCAAUAUCUGAAGACACAAAAUCUACCGGAAUGGGUCCACGUAUCGAAGGUUCCAGAGGGAGCAGAGCCGGCUGCCUUCACACAGUUUUUCGAAAACUGGCAGGAUUGAGCUAACAACACACACUACUUGUAAUAAUUAUUGAAAUAAUGCCAAAUGUCUACAAGUUCUGAUCUGAAGCACAAAAUAAACGCACCCACCAUUACAA